[Torrubiella] hemipterigena is the source of this 2004-nucleotide messenger RNA. The record is from the annotation of a GenBank genome assembly. NCBI's taxonomy places the organism in Eukaryota, Fungi, Ascomycota, Sordariomycetes, Hypocreales, Clavicipitaceae.
CUUCUCCGCUUCUGCCGUCAUUCCUCAUCUUCUCUUGUCCGCAUUGAAACGCAACCCAACCACUGCAGCGCUGCGACAACCGUUCAACUUGGAAAGCUUUGGAUUUCUUGUACUGCCGCCGCCUGAUUCCCUGCAGCUUUCCUUCAACCUCGCACAACACUACGCUGAGCACGCUGCCUGCUUAUUAUAGGUUCCACCACUGCAAACGUUCCACGCUCUCUCUGCGGGUCUCGACAAGCUUCUCACAGCUUUCUUCCGAGCUAAUCCUGGAUACGAAUCCCCUUUAGACCCCUGCUUUCAACAUCGAUAUUCUGUUUAUUUGCCCAGAAUAGAAGAGGAAUACAGGCACUAGACAAUCGGAAUCUUUUGUCUGCUACUUGAUCUUUUUUUUUUUUUUUGGUUAAAAGAACUGAACGAAUAGAUCGCGAAGCCCAUAUCUUUGUCGAUUCCACUCUGACUUCCCCCAUACAACGAGCCCAACUUUCCGACACAUCAAAAGCGUCACAAAUCGACAAUAUGACUGGAUCAGACAGCACCGGUACUUCAACACCCAGAGCGAACCCUGACACUGCCGACAUGACUGCUGCCGACAAGCACCUCAAGCCCAAGAAGCGCUUGUUUGGAUUUGGAAAGAAAAAGUCAUCAUCAGGAUUGUCAGCGGAUGAGGAGCCAGCCUCAACAAAAGUCGCCCCUUUGACUGAAGAUUUAUCAAAGCUGUCCACUGGCAGUGUACCAACGACGCAGACGACACAUGUCGACAGCUCGCUGAACUCGCCGUCAACGCCAAGUCGAGCUCUGUCCGCCUCGCCACGGAUUGUAUCACCUGCCGGAUCUCAGAUCUUUGAGCGUGAUGUACAAGAAAGCACCUUGACCCCCGCAUCACCAGCCAUUCCAACACAUAUCCAAACCGAAAACUACAUUCCUUCGGUUCUUGACGAUGCAUCGGAAGCCAUUACAAACGACAACCUGGACCCUGAUGCCGUUGAAAUCGUAACACACACUUCUCACCAGCCCGCCUCGGUGACGGUUACUGGCGCUGGCGCCAACCAACCCGCGGGCGAACAGUCUUCUACAGAGUGGGCGGAGGAGCUUGCAUCGUUUGCAAACAGAAUUGGGCUUCCUGCCGAUUCUGCCUCCAAUUACGGCUCUCUUGAUUCGGGCGACGUGCGCCGACUAUCCUUUAUCUCCUUUGCUGAUGUUGUUCAGUCGGAGCACACUGCUACUAGUCCAGUAGCCCGCGAUAACAUGCAUCUCGUCGGUCUCACGUCACUACCUUCUUCAAGAAUGAAUCGAUCACCAUCGCCUUUGCGAUCUCCAGUCUCAAGUCAAGGCCCCGGUACUAGCCCACCAACAAGCAACCCUGGCAGCAUUAAAGGACUUGACUUGAGCCCAACCCGCAAACACCUGAACAGCCCCGGCCAUCUGAACAUUGGCUCAGGCAGCGACCUCAACAUUGAGACCAUGCGCCAGGCACUACGUCGCACAGGCAGCCGGGACAUGAGCACGGUCCGAAGCACACCAGCCAGCCCUAUCGACGGCCCCGGAUCCCGUUAACCACCCACGAUACCCUUUCUACACAAAGUAUUUUGAUCCGUAUUCGGAAGCUUUUGGACGCAAUUUUCUUAUUGCUCUAUGUUGCUAGCUUUCGCAGCUAUUCAUCUGGUUUCUGUUAUACUGGACAUUCAUUUGCCGUCUCUUUGUUGUUGUUAUUCCUCUUUUUUUCUCUUUUGAUAUUGUACGCGGCGAACUAGGUUUCGAUAUUGCCAGGCCGGGUUGUUUGGAAGGACAUUUAUUAUGAUUACAUUUCAGCCCCAGGACAAUAAAAAGUAGCGUUGAGCGCUGAAGCAGCGCAGAGGUAGUUGUAAGCCGUUUUGAACGGCGUUGGCUGACUACCGCGCGUUGUUGGACCAUGAAUCAAGAUUGGCAGGGCCUUUCCAUCAUUAAAUACAGAUUCUUUAUUGUCAAGUGAUAUUUAUCUAGAGUGAGAGUGAUACUGCCUUCCUG